This is a messenger RNA of Rubroshorea leprosula, 2394 nucleotides long. The record is from the annotation of a GenBank genome assembly. NCBI's taxonomy places the organism in Eukaryota, Viridiplantae, Streptophyta, Magnoliopsida, Malvales, Dipterocarpaceae.
CUACUGCACAAUUUUUUUCAAAGCCAUUUUGCUCUUGCUAGUCCUCAUUUACAGUUUUGAAACUCUCACAAAUGCCACUUCUAGUUUUCCUGGAAAUACAACCGACCAUAGGCAUCACUUGCAGUCGAAGAAGGGAUAGAGUCACCAUCUUGGAUCUAGCAUCCAGCGGCUUGUCGGGUUCUUUGUCCCCUUUCAUAGGGAACUUGAGCUUCCUCCGAGAAAUCAGACUUAACAACAAUAGGUUUUAUGGUGAUAUCCCGCCCGAAAUUGGUCGCCUAUUUAGGUUACAUGCCCUCAAUCUGGAGAAUAAUUCUUUUGAAGGAAAGCUACCAUCUAACCUGUCUCACUGCUCCAACCUCAAUAUCCUCAACAUUGGUUGGAACAAUUUAAGGGGAAAGCUUCCAGUGGAGCUUGCUUCCAUGUCCAAGCUCAGAAAUAUUAUCAUUCACAAAAAUCAUUUUACUGGAGGAAUCCCACCUUUCAUUGGUAAUCUUACCGAUUUGGAAGGCAUUUAUGCAAAUUCUAACAAUUUUGGAGGCAGCAUUCCAGAUUCCCUUGGCCGAUUGAGGAGCUUGAGAGGUCUUGGAUUCGGAGGAAAUAAUCUGUUUGGUAAGAUCCCCCCAUCAAUCUACAACCUUUCAUUGCUUUCCUAUUUCACCUUAUAUGGUAAUCGACUUGAAGGAGAUCUUCCCUGGGACAUUGGACUCACCCUUUCUCGUGCAGAAACAAUUGACCUUUUCGGAAACCACUUUAGCGGGCAGAUUCCAACAACAUUAUCCAAUGCUUCAAAACUUGAAACUGUUGAUCUGGGAAUAAAUAAUUUCACCGGAAAGGUAAGAGUUCCUUUUGGGCAACUCCAGCAUCUUCAAUGGCUAAGUUUGACUUCCAACCAACUCGGAAGCAGCGAAGCUAAUGAAAUGGAAUUUUUAACUUAUUUGGUCAAUUGUACCAAAUUAGAAAGCUUGUACCUUGAUAGAAAUCAGUUUCAAGGAAGAUUGCCAGAAUCUAUUGGCAAUCUCUCAAGCCAACUCCAUCAGCUUUACUUAGGAGCGAAUAACCUAUUUGGAGACAUCCCUUCAGGAUUAGGGGCUCUUGUCAGCUUAGAAGAUUUGCAAUUGAAUGACAAUCAAUUUAACGGAAAAGUUCCAAAAGAAAUAGGUCAACUUCAACAGCUGCACAAUAUGGAUCUUAGUGGUAAUAAGCUUUCGGGAGAAAUUUCAAAUUCUUUUGGAAACUUAACACUAUUGAUUGUGCUUGAUCUAGGUGAUAACAGGUUAAAUGGAAGCAUACCUUCAAGCCUUGGGAACUGCCAAAAUUUGGGGAAAUUGGAUCUUUCACAAAAUGACCUUAGUGGCUUUAUACCCAAAGAACUUUUUAGCAUUUCUACUCUCAGUAUUACACUAGAUCUUUCUCAUAAUCAUUUAAUUGGAUCUUUACCUUCAGAUCUUGGGAAAUUGAGAAACUUAGGUACAUUAAAGGUAUCAGACAACAUGUUGUCCGGAGAAAUUCCAAAUAGCUUGAGUGGUUGCACUAGUCUAGAGUUCCUUUACCUCAAUAGAAACCAAUUUCGAGGUAGCAUUCCUGAAUCUUUGAGCUCUUCAAGAGGAAUUCGGAAACUUGAUCUCUCCGACAACAACUUAACAGGUAAGAUCCCUCGACACAUGGAAAAUCUUGCGUUGGAGUAUUUGAAUUUGUCUUUCAAUAACCUAGAAGGAGAGAUUCCAACAAAAGGCAUCUUCAAAAAUGCAAGUGCAGUUUUUGUUGAAGGAAAUAAGAACCUUUGUGGGGGAAUCACUGAACUUGGGUUGCCUAAAUGUAGCAUCAGAGCAACAAAGAAAGGAGAAUUGUCGCAUAUGCAUAUAAUAAUUAUAGUUGUCUCACUUCUGGGAGUAAUUAUUAUAUCUGUCUUCCUGCUUUGUUGGACUAAAGGAAAAAACAGAGAUCAGUCUUCUAGAUUCUCCUUGAAAGAGCCUCUGAGGCAACUUUCUUACCAAAGCCUCCUUAAAGCUACAGAUGGGUUUUCUUCAACAAAUUUACUUGGUAAAGGGGGCUUCGGUUCUGUCUACAAAGGAGUUCUCGAAGAAGAUGGAGCUCAUGUUGCAGUCAAAGUACUUGAUCUUUUGUAUCGAGGAGCUUCCAAGAGUUUCAUGGCAGAGUGAUUGGAUGCCUUUGUUCCUUUCGAAUUUGGUGGGAAAGGAAAGGAGUAGGAAAUGGACCUCCAUGUUAGAAAAGCAUUCCAGAUAAGAAAUUUCAUUAAAGUUAAAGCUGGAUUCUCCUCAAUCGAUGAUUUUUCUUUUCUUUUUGGUAAAAAGGUAAAACGGAUGGAAAUUACCUGCAAACCUCCUUUCUAAUUGCCAUACAAUCAAUUGAGUCCAAUAAAACAAUAAUUUUUUA